AUGGAAAAGGAAUACAUAACUGAUUGGUAUGGUGGUAAAUACGACUGUUAUGGGAUACUUCAUAAUCAAUUGCGUAUCUUUAAAGAAAAUGGUGUUGAAUAUAUUGAGGUUAAACUUAAUACAAAAAACACUAUUAAUAAACAACGAAUUUUGGAAAAAACAUGCAUAAAUAAUGACGAAGUUGAUAAUGGGCAAGUUUCAGUUCAGAUGGAAAAUCGAUCAUAUAAUCAAGUUCGUAUUCUAGAAGAAGAAGGUGUGAAAUAUCUUGAGAUUAAACUUAGUGAUAAGCAUAAUCACGUGAUGCUCUGUGAUAUUGAAGAUUACAAACUUGUGAUCUCUCGUAGAUGGUAUGCAAAGAGCAAAGUCAAGAGUGAAGACGGGUGUUAUCGUUGUGUGGAUGGAGAUUCUGUGGCAUUUCAUCGUUUACUAUUUCCUCAAUGGGCAGUGAUCAGUCACAUUAAUAAAAACCAAUUGGAUAAUCAACAGUUCAAUUUAUAUAAUGGUCGUAUUCAAGCAAAGACAUAUGGCAAUAAUAAAUCUGGUUAUAAUGAAAGGAAGAUGAAAUUUACGAUUCGAAUAAGAAUACUGACAAAGAUUUUAAUGACCAUGAUUACACUCAAAAGGAAGAAAAAUGAGAUUUUGAAUUUCAUGGAAUUAGAGGAGGAUGACAUUGGUAUUGAUCGUGAAGAUUAUAUCGAUCCAGAGGAGGGUUUAAAUAUCGAAUUAAUACCAAUGAAUACUUCAGAACAUGUGAAUAAUCAGGAGUAUAAUAUGGAAGAGGUGUUUGAUUUUGAGAAGUUUAAUGACGAUCAAUUUAAUGAACAAA
This is a messenger RNA of Acaulospora colombiana, 826 nucleotides long. Lineage: Eukaryota; Fungi; Glomeromycota; Glomeromycetes; Diversisporales; Acaulosporaceae. The record is from the annotation of a GenBank genome assembly.